Molecule: messenger RNA, 666 nt
Organism: Pyrus x bretschneideri (Chinese white pear)
Lineage: Eukaryota; Viridiplantae; Streptophyta; Magnoliopsida; Rosales; Rosaceae
Source: RefSeq, a predicted model, not a curated record
AUGCCUUUGCUUUUCAACUUGUCUGCAGAGGCAGCUGAUCAUCCUUUCCUUCGUUGUCUUACUGCUUUCAGAGAAGCAAUGUUGGAUUUGGUGAUAUCAUCUUCGCAGCGUGAUGUUAUAAAUACCGCACCAAAUACCAGAUUGCUAAUUUUUUUGCCAAAUCGAAACAGGGGAGCUUGCUCGUCAGGUUUGUCUACCAAGAAAUGGGUAUUACAUUCAACUGCAGAGACUGAAAUUUCGACUUUGAAAGAUGAAGAGAGGAAGGCAUGGGAAACAUGCCGGGAAGCUCCAUCUGCAUUUGGUAUCAGCAUUGAAGAGGGAGAGAAGACGCUUGGAAAAGCAUUUGGCCUGGUUCAUUCACCUUACUGGGGUGAAAACCGGAAGACGGAAGUACCAAAGUUUGAGAUUGUAAACGAAACACUGGACUAUCUUCGGAGUUUAAACCUUUCCGACGAUGACCUAUGUAAGUUGCUAAAAAAGUUUCGAGAGGUUCUUGGUUGUGAACUUGAACGGGAGUUGAAAACCAAUGAGCAGAUAUUGGAAAAUGAAUGGGGAAAAGGGAAAUCUCUUCGAAACCUUCUUCGAAAUUCAAGAGUAUUGGGUUUCAAUGUUGAUUGCAAGGGAGAUUGUAUGGCACAAUGCACACGAUGCUGGGUUCGGUUUUAG